Molecule: messenger RNA, 3129 nt
Organism: Venustampulla echinocandica
Lineage: Eukaryota; Fungi; Ascomycota; Leotiomycetes; Helotiales; Pleuroascaceae
Exons: 2
Coding region: 1-3129 (1042 amino acids)
Source: RefSeq, a predicted model, not a curated record
AUGUCGACCGCCAUGCCUCCAGUUCCCCCUCGUCCUACACGAAAUCAGAAAGACACAGCAUCAUCCUCGAGCUCUAUCGGGAGCGAGAUGCCCAAGAUCCCCCCUCGCCCGCUACCUCGUCGUCUUGACCGCUCAAGCUCACCCUCGCGGGAAAGCUUUGCGAGAUCACCCCUCAACGAAACUCCCUUCCCUGCAAACCAAACCAAACUCACCUCGAGUAACCUUCGGGGCGCCAGGCGUCCCAGUGCAGAGCUCUCACAGAGCUCUCCGAAUAUUGCACUUCCGUCAAUUGGGCAGGAAGGAAGCGAAUAUGCCGAGAUCUUCCCAGCUCAGGAUGAACCAGGGACAUCUCCUACACAGACAAGGAACGUCGCCGAUGACCUACAGCUUCAUGCGCCGAAGCCCUCCUUAGCUCCUGAAAAUGCCAAACAGAGGCUAUCUACAGUCACCCGUACAGACUCAGGCCAGGCGGCAUCGUUUGGCAUUGGCAAGGCCAACAGCGACGAUAAGGAACCAGCCUCGCAUCCAUUGAAGGCGAAAGCAAGUUUUGCGAGCCAGGCAUCUACCAGCGCCGAACGUCCCCCAUCUAGCCACGAGAGCGAACAUGGCAUCCCAGAAAUCGGCCAGCGUGUGCCUAUGCUUCCUGAUGCUGGGGAUGUUCAAGCUCCUUCGCCAUCUCCCUUCCCCACGCCUUUUACUCCAGGAAUUGGCUUUCACAAUGACGGCUCGAAACCGAGACAUCACGGACGCAGAACUAGCGCUCGGGACCAGGAGGUUCCCCUAGAAGCGUACGGCAGGCAUGGUCAUCAAGUACUCUCCCACGAUCGUUUUGAAAAGGCGUACUACGAGAAACGUCCCGAACUUUUUAAGAAGGAGCUUGGUCAGUACGGAGACGCCAAGCCGGAGUGGGCUUUGAGCAGUGAGGAUUUGAACAAGAUUGUUCGAGAUACGGCCAAUAGAGGUCCUGGGCUUGGAACAUCCCCAGCGAUCAUGGGAACCCCAACUGAGCAAGUCGGCUUCCAAGCGACCGAUGAGUAUACCUCACGUAUCUCCUCGCCCCUCGCUACGAAUACGUCUCAGGUACUCGCGGAAUCGCCAUUGAGGAAGGAAUCAUUCCCAGCAGAACCCCAUAGGGAGGCCGAGCUUGAGAGAGCUCUUUCUAGAAGUAUCCACGCUCCCUCUGACGCAGCUCUUGAAAGCGAAGCUGAAGACGACGAUGUGAUUCAUGUAGACCCAGCUCGUUCUCAUAGCAGGCUCUAUUCUCGUGAAGGCCAUAUUGAUUCCACAGAAAAUCUUGGAACCCCUGGUGGAGACGAGGAUAGAAACCUCGAAGAGUUCGGCUAUUCCGCCCCUAUCUUAGCCUCUGAUGAGGUCGCGAAAGAACCAUUUCUCUACCCACUGCAGCCCGCGGUCUCCCCUCAGGGAGACUUCAGAGGUGGUUAUGACGAGCCUGGAUUUUAUCACAACAGAUCAGGCAGCCAAGGUAGUCUCAGCGGCAGUAGACCUAGUAGCCGCCCAGGUAGUAUUCACGGCACUCUCUCCGGUUUACGCUUGCCUGAUUCGACGAAACUCGAAGAUCUUGAGGAGUAUGAACCAUUGUUCCCCGAGGAUGAGAAGAAUGGGGUCGAUAAGAAACCUCUGACUGCGGCGGAUAGAUUGAAACGGCCUUCAAACCGUAAAUUUCCGAGUCAAGAUAUCUGGGAGGAUGCUCCUGAUAGUUCGCGAUAUACUGCAACUGUGUUGACACCCCAGUUGCCGGAAGAAAUUGCAGCUGAGAAAGAAACUCCUAAGGAGGAAACACCAGAGCAAGCAUUUGCUAGGAAACAAGAAGAGCUUGCAGACGAAGAAGCCAGAGAGCAGGAAAGCGAGAGCUUCUUGCAUCAGGAAAAGAAACCGUGGGGAAAUAGUCCUCACAUCCUGGGGGAAACAAGACCGGGAAUGAAACAGCGCUUCCCUAGUCGAGAUAUCUGGGAGGAUACACCCGACAGUCUCCAAUUCACGACUACAGUAGCUACGCCCCAAAUACCAGAAAACGAUGCCCUAACCGUUCAUGAAGAGCGCCCUACCACCGGUGCCGUUAUAUUUCACCAGGAGAACGCAGCAGCUGGAUUGCCGCUGGGCAACGAGGAGGACCGUGCUACUACUGGCCUUGCUGCUGCUGUAAAACCAGCGAUUCCUGCUCGUCCAGCCAAAUCAAGGCUCUCGCAAUCCCCAGAAAAAUCACAAGCAGAACCGAUAAUCCCCGAACGACCAGGUCAGCGGGCACGACAAAGUCCUCCGACAGAUGGCACUUCUCCUCCAGUACCAACGAAAACCAAGCCUCAGGUUCCUGCCCGUCCGUCUAAGCCAAUUACACGUGGAUCAUCAGAAGACAUCCCCCUAACCCGAGCAAAAUCAAAUUCUUCUGAUCAAGGGGUAGCGGCAGCCGCGAAGCCAAAACCUCCUGUUCCCUCAAGGCCAGUUGGAAGCAAAAUCGCUGCGCUUCAAAGUGGUUUUAUGUCUGAUCUCAACAAACGUCUGAAGCUUGGGCCACAGGCUCCUAAGAAGGAAGAGCCUCCUGCGGAGGAGGUUGAAGUAGUCAAGGAGAAGGCCCCAUUGUCUGAUGCUAGGAAGGGUCGGGCGCGUGGGCCGGCACGCAGAGCUCCCGCUAAAGCUCCCGCCCUUAUUGCUGAACCCUCGGAAAAACCUGCUACGCUAGCGUUUUCUGCACCAUCAACUUUCUGGCAAAUUGACCCUGAAAAGGAUCUCAUAAUUGGUGGCACUCCAGAAAAGGAAGAAGCUAAAUCUACUGCACCUAUAAUAGAAAAGAUAUCGGAAGCUCCAGCCCUUGCGACGAAUACUGCAGGGGAGUUAUUACAGGAUCCUGCUGCUAAAGAGGGGGUUGAGAAACCAUCGCUACCUUCAGCAGUAGAAAAGGUCGAAGAACCUACGACGACCAAACCAAAUGUCGAAGAACCAGCAACGACAGAACUAGAAGUCGAGGAACCAGCAACGACCAAAUCCAAUGUUGAAGCACCAACAACGAUUAAACCAAGUGAUGAUGCCCCAGAAAUAGACAAACCAAGUGAUGAUGCCCCAGCACCGACCAAACCAAAUGGCGAACCUGCAGCUACUUCGGAGGGUGUCUAG